AUAGUAAACCUUUUACCCUAGCAGACUUAUACUACUACACUGCAAGUCUGCGACAUACAUAAAAGGGACCUCAGUUCCUCAUUUUCUCCCUCUGCUUUCUCUUUAUCCCUCUCUGUAACACUUGCACAUUAUUUGGCUGCUUCCCACUUUACAAUCAUGGCGGCGGCGGCGGCGACUUCCUUCUCCAUCUCCACUUCUACUCCUCCGUCGUCAUCAUCAUUAUCAUCCAAAUCCCUUAAACCUUCUCUUGCUGGUAAUUUAGGGUUUCUAUCCUCAUCAACUCCGUCGCUUAAGCCACUCAGAGCUAAAGUCGCCGUUUCAUCUGACAGCUCAAGCUCCGGCGGCGGUGCGCUUGCGGCUCGCAUGGUCUCCGCACCUGCUGCCGUCAAGGCUCCUGCUUCGUUCGAUUUUGAAACAUACGUUUUUAAGAAGGAGAAAGUAACCCUAGCUGGAAAUGAUGAGUACAUUGUGAGGGGAGGGAGAGAUUUGUUCAAGUAUUUGCCGGAUGCUUUCAAAGGAAUCAAGCAGAUUGGAGUCAUCGGCUGGGGUUCUCAGGGACCUGCUCAAGCCCAGAACCUGAGGGAUUCUCUCGCAGAAAUAAAAUCUGAUAUAGUUGUUAAGAUUGGUUUGAGAAAGGGUUCAAGCUCAUUUGCAGAGGCCCGCUCAGCUGGGUUUACUGAAGAGAAUGGGACCCUUGGUGACAUAUAUGAGACUAUCUCUGGUAGUGAUCUCGUGCUGCUUUUGAUUUCAGAUGCUGCUCAGGCUGAUAAUUAUGAGAAAGUGUUUUCUCACAUGAAGCCAAACAGCAUACUUGGGCUUUCACAUGGAUUCCUCCUUGGCCAUUUGCAGUCAAUGGGCCUCGACUUCCCAAAGAACAUUAGUGUGAUUGCUGUAUGUCCCAAGGGAAUGGGUCCCUCAGUCAGGAGAUUAUAUGUUCAAGGAAAAGAAGUCAAUGGUGCUGGAAUUAAUUCAAGUUUUGCAGUUCACCAGGAUAUUGAUGGAAGGGCCACAGAUGUUGCUCUAGGGUGGUCUGUUGCCCUUGGUUCUCCCUUUACUUUUGCUACUACUCUAGAGCAGGAAUAUAGAAGUGACAUUUUUGGAGAACGAGGCAUUUUACUCGGUGCUGUCCAUGGAGUUGUGGAGUCACUUUUCAGAAGGUACACUGAGAAUGGAAUGAAUGAGGAGCUUGCAUACAAGAACACUGUAGAGUGCAUAACAGGAGUCAUUUCAAAGACCAUUUCAACAAAGGGCAUGUUGGCUGUGUACAACUCAUUGACUGAGGAGGGCAAGAGGGAGUUUGAGGCUGCAUACAGUGCUUCAUUUUACCCCUGCAUGGAGAUUUUGUACGAGUGCUAUGAAGAUGUAGCUACAGGUAGCGAGAUCAGGAGUGUUGUGUUGGCUGGCCGUCGCUUUUAUGAAAAGGAGGGCUUACCAGCCUUCCCAAUGGGGAAAAUUGACCAAACAAGGAUGUGGAAGGUUGGUGAGCGCGUUCGAGCAACACGACCAGCCGGUGAUCUUGGUCCUCUGUAUCCUUUCACUGCUGGUGUCUUUGUGGCAUUGAUGAUGGCGCAGAUUGAGGUUCUGAGGAAGAAAGGUCACUCUUACUCCGAGAUUAUCAAUGAAAGCGUCAUCGAGUCUGUAGAUUCAUUGAAUCCGUUCAUGCACGCUCGUGGAGUGUCAUUCAUGGUUGACAAUUGCUCUACAACAGCACGUUUAGGUUCCAGAAAGUGGGCCCCUCGCUUCGAUUACAAUCUCACCCAGCAAGCACUGGUAGCCGUGGAUAAUAACGCCCCUAUCAAUCAAGAUCUCAUCAGCAACUUCUUUGCAGAUCCUGUGCAUGGCGCUAUUGAAGUGUGUGCUCAACUGAGACCAACAGUUGAUAUUUCUGUAACAGCUGAUGCUGAUUUUGUCCGCCCUGAGCUCAGGCAAUCUGCUAAUUAAGGGCUUUGCAGGUUACCUGGUGAGCAAGUGAGAAUUUUGUGGAAUUGUGCGGUUGAGACUUUAUAUUAUUGAUGUGUGUUGGUGAAUGCAAGAAUGCUUAAUUUGAAUCUGUUAGCUUAUAAGAAUCUCUCUUUUUCGUUGCUUA
Messenger RNA from Solanum dulcamara, 2086 nucleotides. RefSeq names its product ketol-acid reductoisomerase, chloroplastic. Gene Ontology annotation, molecular function: ketol-acid reductoisomerase activity. Gene Ontology annotation, cellular component: mitochondrion; chloroplast. Gene Ontology annotation, biological process: L-valine biosynthetic process. NCBI's taxonomy places the organism in Eukaryota, Viridiplantae, Streptophyta, Magnoliopsida, Solanales, Solanaceae. The record is from RefSeq and is a predicted model, not a curated record. The transcript is spliced from 10 exons. The coding region runs from base 157 to 1941 and encodes 594 amino acids.